This is a messenger RNA of Strongylus vulgaris, 432 nucleotides long. The record is from the annotation of a GenBank genome assembly. NCBI's taxonomy places the organism in Eukaryota, Metazoa, Nematoda, Chromadorea, Rhabditida, Strongylidae.
UAUAGAAUGAGAUCUUUUGCUCUACUACUAGUUCUUCUAGCCACCUUCGUCUAUGCCUAUGAUCCUGUGCAUAUAGAUUUGCUGGAAGAUAUAGUACCUACCAUAGAAGAGGAGACAGAGCUCGAUAUACUCGAAGAUGACAAGAACAUGAUUCGCUCGGAAAAGAAGAAGAAAUUCGAUGAGAUUUUAGCCAAAGAACCGGAAAACAUUAAGAAACUCUACGCAAUGGAAUUGGAGCGCGCCAAGCUUAAACAUCAAGCAAAAUUUGAGAGAAAAAUGGCACGUGCCACCGAUCCCGUCGUUAAAAAGUAUUUGCAAAAAGUUGAAGAGAUCAACAAUGAUAUGAGCAUUUCUGAUGGAGAAGCGCAAAAGAAGAUAAAAGAGCUCAAAUCCAAGCUGACUCCUAUGCAACGUAAACAGCUGAAGAGUUAG